Thermothielavioides terrestris NRRL 8126 is the source of this 1883-nucleotide messenger RNA. Its product is annotated as glycosyltransferase family 62 protein. The transcript has 6 exons. NCBI's taxonomy places the organism in Eukaryota, Fungi, Ascomycota, Sordariomycetes, Sordariales, Chaetomiaceae. Gene Ontology annotation, molecular function: alpha-1,6-mannosyltransferase activity. Gene Ontology annotation, biological process: cell wall mannoprotein biosynthetic process; protein N-linked glycosylation. The record is from RefSeq and is a predicted model, not a curated record. Gene Ontology annotation, cellular component: mannan polymerase complex. Bases 238 to 1731 code for a protein of 497 amino acids.
CGCAACGUCACGAAUAACCAAGUCCCCCGGAAAGCCGGCGAGAGGCUUGCGACCACCUUUCCAUGCUGCGGUUUGACCCGGUUUAAUCCAGGAACGUCCAUCUGAUCGACCCGCGGUCUGCAAACGGCGACUGUGUUGGGCGUGCGUCUCCCGGGGUCGCAGCGCAUGCCCACAAAAGGGGGGGUGGAAGCUUCCUGUUGGGCGCAGCAGUGAGCUUUAGUCGGUGCGCUACCAGCAAUGCUCCCGCUCGCAUCUUCGGGGUCCAAGGUGACCCCCCGCCAUCAUAUGGCCGGCUAUUCGAACGGGUAUCCACGGGGCAGCACCUUCGACAUCUCUCCUCACAGAUUCCAGCCGCGGAGCUCGACACCAGCGCAGCGCAGCAGACGAACCCAAUCCUUCGUGCGACUCGCCAUCGUAGCCGCCGUUCUCUUCCUCAUUGUGCUGCUGUCAUGGUCCGGCCGCGGCCGCACCUCCUUCCUCUCCAUAUUCUCGCUCGGCCUGCUCUCGAGCGACCCCAGCAACUUCGAGCUCGAAACGAUGCGCUACUACGACCUGUCUAACGUGCAGGGCACCGCGCGCGGCUGGGACCGCGAGGAGCGCAUCCUGCUCUGCGUGCCGCUGCGCGACGCCGAGACGCACCUGCCCAUGUUCUUCUCGCACCUGCGCAACUUCACGUACCCGCACCACCUGAUCGACGUGGCGUUCUUGGUGUCGGAUUCGAAGGACAACACGCUGGAUGUGCUGGUCCAGAACAUGGAGGCGAUCCAGGGGAGCGACAACACGUCGAUGCACUUUGGGGAGAUCUCGAUCAUCGAGAAGGACUUUGGCCAGACCGUCAACCAAGACGUCGAGAGCCGCCACGGGUUUGCUGCGCAGGCCAGCAGGCGGAAGCUCAUGGCGAGAGCGCGGAAUUGGCUGCUGAGCGCGGCCCUGCGCCCCUACCACUCGUGGGUGUACUGGCGGGAUGUGGACGUGGAGACGGCGCCGUUUACCAUCUUGGAGGACCUCAUGCGGCAUAACAAGGAUAUCAUCGUCCCAAACGUCUGGCGGCCUCUGCCCGAGUGGCUCGGUGGAGAGCAGCCGUACGACCUCAACUCGUGGCAGGAGUCGGAGCCGGCCCUGGCCCUCGCCGAUUCCCUCGACGAGGAUGCCGUCAUUGUGGAGGGCUAUGCUGAGUACGCGACGUGGCGGCCGCAUUUGGCAUACCUUCGGGACCCCUAUGGCGACCCUGACAUGGAGAUGGAGUUGGACGGUGUUGGCGGUGUGAGCAUCCUGGCCAAGGCCAAGGUCUUCCGCUACGGCGCCAACUUCCCGGCCUUCAGCUUUGAGAAGCACGCCGAGACGGAGGGGUUCGGAAAGAUGGCAAAGAGGAUGCAGUUCUCCGUCAUCGGCCUGCCUCACUACACGAUCUGGCACGCCUAUGAGCCCAGUGUGGAGGACAUUAAGCACAUGGAGCAAAUGGAGCGGGAGAAGCUUGCGCAAGAACAAGCAGAGAAAGAGAAAGCGGAGAAGGUCAUGAAGCUGAAGGAGUCGUUCAGCGACGCUACCGGACAGUGGGAGAAGGACAAGUCGGAGCUACAAAAGAUUACCCUCCAGGAAAAGAAGAAAGAGGCUGCCGCCGACGCCGAAGCCGCGGUUGCAAAGAAUAACGCUGGCAGUAAGGCUGCGGGUGACAAGACGGAGGAGAAGGCCGCGGCGAGAAACGACGACAAGGAGCUUGGCAAGACCUGAUGGCCACGGCGACGGGCCGAUGGUGCUCGGAGAUGACGCUCUGCAUUCUGUUUCGCUUUUACUUUCCUUACUUCGUUUUCCUUGUGUAAACUCUGGGAGAAGAGGCGGCUACAAGGCCCGGCCUCCUUGGCCAAGGCGGGGCGCAUUGCAUG